UUUAAAGUACUUGAAGAAGAGAGUUUCCAUAAACCAUUCUUAGUAAAGAUCGCCAUAUCACUAGCUAGAGUAGAGUUUUUAUCUGGUUCCUAUUGUCCUUUGCAGCCAGAGAUGAUGAAUGCGUCUGAUAAUGUAAAGAAUGCAAGUGCCGCGGAAAUCACUUCAACGUCUGUAGAGAUCGAAAAAGCAAGUUCAAAGCUUCUACAACCAAUCUACAAUGGUGAUGAUCAACCAGUCUCAACCACAAUGGUUGUCCCUCUUACUGUCUUUGAUAGGUUGGCGGAUGACAUACACGUGACGAUACUAUAUCGGAGUACCGAGAAUGGGCUGGUAGGUUAAGUGAAGAUGAUAAUGGUCAGCCCAUAAUUUUACUCAAUGAUAAAGGAAUGAGAUUUACUGAAGCUUCGGCUAACUGCACCCUUGAUCAGGCGUUACCUUUUACAACACCUACCUUAUUAAAACUUAGCCAAAACUUUGAAGGAUCAGUGAAAGAACUGGGUCUUUUUCAGCUCACCAGAUUUACUUGCGGGUCACUGGUUUUGAGUUUCUCGAAACAUCAUAUUGUGGCUGAUGGACAAUCUGUGAGUCAUUUCAUGAAUGCUUGGGGUCAGGCUUGCCGUGGGCUCGACAUCCACCCUAUUCCUUUAUGUGACAGGAAUAUAUUUGUUCCGCGAAAUCCAUUCCGUAUCGAGUUCGAUCAUAGAAGUGUUGAGAUUGUAAAAAGGAAGAGCACAUAUUCCAUCCCGCUUCCUUGCACAGAAGAUGAUUUGGUGCAACAGGUUCUUCAUUGCACCCCCGAGUUCAUAGCCAAAAUCAAGAGCAAGGUUUCUUCAUCAUCCUCUUCGACUAUUUCAUAUGUUAAUGGUGGCUGCAGGCCAUCUUAUAGCACCUUUGUGUGUUUGGCUGCAUAUUUAUGGACAGUAAUUACAAGGGUUCGGGGACUUGAUGAUUCUCAAUCAACAUACGUCAAAAUCGCAGUGAAUGGUCGGAGAAGGUUAAGACCUCAGAUUCCAGAUGAGUACUUCGGCAAUAUGAUACUCUCUGCAUUCGCUGAAACUCAAGGAAAGAUCCUUUACAAAGAAUCUUUGAGCCACACAGCAAAGAUAAUACGCGAAGAAAUAUCGAAGGUGGAUGACAAGUACUUCAAAUCUUAUAUAGAUUUUGCAAACAAAAAUUUGAACGAUGAUGGUCUGAAACCGCGGAAAACCGAUCCUCUGAGUGUGCCAUCCUGCUGGCAAAAUUUGGAAAUCAAUAGCUGGCUUAGUUUUAAAUUCAACGAAGUUGAUUUUGGUACUGGUAAACCUUACAUAUGUAUGCCAUCUUUUGAUCCUCUGGAGGGAGAAACAUUUGUGGUUCCUUCGGUUGUUGGUGAUAGGAGCAUAGAUGUGUAUAUAACUUUGUUCCAGCAACAGCAAGCACUCUUCAAGGAAUUGUUUUACAACAUUGACUAAUAACAUCCAAUGGGUUUUAUACUGCCCUGUCAAUUUUAUUUAUAUCUUGUGAUCGAGCUAUGUCGAUUUAAGAAAUAAUUUUUUGUUGCGUUUUCACUCUUAUGGUGUAAGAUUAGUGCGUCCAUCCCUUG
Molecule: messenger RNA, 1582 nt
Organism: Papaver somniferum (opium poppy)
Lineage: Eukaryota; Viridiplantae; Streptophyta; Magnoliopsida; Ranunculales; Papaveraceae
Product: agmatine coumaroyltransferase-2-like
Exons: 1
Coding region: 387-1451 (354 amino acids)
Molecular function (GO): acyltransferase activity, transferring groups other than amino-acyl groups
Source: RefSeq, a predicted model, not a curated record